Messenger RNA from Neofelis nebulosa (Clouded leopard), 1761 nucleotides. RefSeq names its product forkhead box C2 (gene FOXC2). Gene Ontology annotation, biological process: regulation of transcription by RNA polymerase II; anatomical structure morphogenesis; cell differentiation. The transcript has a single exon. Gene Ontology annotation, molecular function: RNA polymerase II cis-regulatory region sequence-specific DNA binding; DNA-binding transcription factor activity, RNA polymerase II-specific. NCBI's taxonomy places the organism in Eukaryota, Metazoa, Chordata, Mammalia, Carnivora, Felidae. The record is from RefSeq and is a predicted model, not a curated record. Bases 120 to 1658 code for a protein of 512 amino acids.
CCGCCACCCCCGCCGGCUCCCUUCCUCUCGCCCUCUCGCUCCCUCGCUCUCUCUCGCUUUCGCAGGGCCUUCCCCGCGGUCCGUGCGCGCAGGCGGCGGCGAGCCGUCUCGGACGCAGCAUGCAGGCGCGCUACUCCGUGUCCGACCCCAACGCCUUGGGAGUGGUGCCCUACUUGAGCGAGCAAAACUACUACCGGGCGGCGGGCAGCUACGGCGGCAUGGCCAGCCCCAUGGGCGUCUACUCCGGCCACCCGGAGCAGUACGGCGCGGGCAUGGGCCGCUCCUACGCGCCCUACCACCACCACCAGCCCGCGGCGCCCAAGGACCUCGUCAAGCCGCCCUACAGCUACAUCGCGCUCAUCACCAUGGCCAUCCAGAACGCGCCCGAGAAGAAAAUCACCCUGAACGGCAUCUACCAGUUCAUCAUGGACCGCUUCCCCUUCUACCGCGAGAACAAGCAGGGCUGGCAGAACAGCAUCCGCCACAACCUGUCGCUCAACGAGUGCUUCGUCAAGGUGCCCCGCGACGACAAGAAGCCGGGCAAGGGCAGCUACUGGACGCUGGACCCGGACUCCUACAACAUGUUCGAGAACGGCAGCUUCCUGCGGCGCCGCCGGCGCUUCAAGAAAAAGGACGUGCCCAAGGACAAGGAGGAGCGGGCCCACCUCAAGGAGCCGCCCCCGGCCGCGGCCAAGGGCGCCCCGGCCGGGCCCCCUCUAGCGGACGCCCCCAAGGACGUCGAGAAGAAGCUGGUGAUCAAGACCGAGGCGGCGUCGCCGGCGCUGCCGGCCAUCACCAAGGUGGAGACGCUGAGCCCCGAGAGCGCGCUGCAGGGCAGUCCGCGCAGCGCGGCCUCCACGCCCGCCGGCUCCCCCGACGGCUCGCUGCCCGAGCACCACGCCGGCGCGCCCAACGGGCUGCCCGGCUUCAGCGUGGAGAACAUCAUGACGCUGCGAACGUCGCCGCCGGGCGGCGAGCUGAGCCCCGCGUCCGGGCGCGCGGGCCUGGUGGUGCCGCCGCUGGCGCUGUCGUACGCGGCCGCGCCGCCCGCCGCCUACGGCCAGCCGUGCGCGCAGGGCCUGGAGGCCGGGGGCGCGGGGGGCUACCAGUGCAGCAUGCGCGCCAUGAGCCUGUACACCGGGGCCGAGCGGCCCGCGCACAUGUGCGUCCCGCCCGCGCUGGACGAGGCCCUCUCGGACCACCCGGGCGGCCCCACGUCGCCCCUGAGCGCCCUCAACCUCGCCGCAGGCCAGGAGGGCGCGCUCGCCGCCGCCGCCGCGGGCCACCACCACCAGCAUCACGGCCACCACCACCCGCAGGCGCCGCCGCCCCCGCCGGCGCCCCAGCCCCAGCCGGCGCCCCAGCCCGGGGGCGCGGCCGCCGCCGCCGCCGCCGCCGCCGCCGCGGCCCAGGCGGCCUCCUGGUAUCUCAACCACAGCGGGGACCUGAACCACCUCCCGGGCCACACGUUCGCGGCCCAGCAGCAGACUUUUCCCAACGUCCGGGAGAUGUUCAACUCCCACCGGCUGGGGGUGGAGAACGCGGCCCUCGGGGAACCGCAGGUCGGCACCAACGCGAGCUGUCAGCUGCCCUACCGAUCCACGCCGGCGCUCUACCGCCACGCCGCCCCCUAUUCCUACGACUGCACGAAAUACUGACCUGCCUGGCCCGCUCCGGCUGCGCCUCCCACACCCGGGCCUCUCGGGCGGUCCAGGCUGCAGAGGCGCAGAAAGAACCAAAAAAUAUGCCCGCCAGCUUUUU